CCAGCAGAAGUCCGCACAUGCUGGAUCUGCCAACAAGAUGACACCGAAGACACACCCGAGAACAACGUCUGGCGAACACCCUGUCCCUGUUCCCUCACAGCUCACGAUUCCUGUCUCCUAGAAUGGAUAGCCAACGAAGAAGCCCCCAAACCCGGUGAGCUUGCUCACAACCACAAGAUCGUCUGUCCGCAAUGCCAAGCACAGAUCAAUAUCCAGCGUCCUAGAGACUACCUCGUUGCCGUCGUGGAAAACAUACAAUGGGCAGCAAAAUGGGCGAUGGUACCCGCAGCUACCAGUGCUACGAUUGGGUUUGCUUACUCGGGACUCUUGGUCUAUGGAAUGAACGCCAUGACAUUAGUCUUCGGUGCAGAAGAAACACAGGAGAUCCUCAGAAACGGAUUCCGAGAAGCAGACCCAGGACCCAUGGGCCCCUACCUCCCCCUCAUCCGAUCCGGCCUACGAGUAAUGGACCCCUUCCUACCCGUAAUGGAGAACUCGAACCCGACACUCUACUACGCGGUCCCUCUCAUCGCUCCCGCCCUCAUCCUCUUCCGCACCAAAGUAGCCGACUACGGCCUCAGCAUCCUCCUAAUCUACCUAAUAAACCCCACCCACCGCACCAUAACCUGGCCCCCAACCCCCGGCCUCACCCUCGCAACGCUCCCCUACAUCCGCUCCCUCUACAACACCCUCUACAGCACCCUCUUCGCGCGCCUCGAGACCUCCUGGGACCUCGCCGUCCAGCGCGCCCCCCGCGCCGGCGAGACCGCCGAGCAGAUCUUCGCGCAGAACCGCGCUGACGCGCAGAACGCCGACGACGGCGGCGCGCGCGCCAUCUUCGAGCUGGAAUGGGUCGAGGAACCGCUCCCAAACCCAGACCCAAACCCAAACCCGCCUCAGAUCGACGGCCAGGAAAACGAGGGCGUGGCUCCUCAACCCAACGAUCCGAAUCCAAACGGUCAAAUUCGAAACCAAAACCUAGCCAUCCAGCGCGACAUCGACCUCCCGACCCUGGCAACAAGAGUUCUCGGUGCGUUGUUCUUCCCCGCUAUAUCAUCCGUCAUGGGAACGCUGCUUAAAUACGCACUACCAAACUCAUUGAUUGCGCCAGCGACAGUUAGUAGAGGGUUCUGGAAGACCGAGGUCGUGUAUAGGGGGCUGUUGAGGGAGAAGUGGGGACGGAGUAUUGUGGGGGGGUGUUUGUUUGUGGUGUUGAAGGAUGCUGUGGUGCUUUAUUGUAAGUGGAAGAAGGCGAGGGAUUUUGGGAAGAGGAGGGUGCUUGAUUUUGUGGGGAAGGGU
This is a messenger RNA of Mollisia scopiformis, 1299 nucleotides long. RefSeq lists its product as uncharacterized. The annotation marks the transcript as partial. Gene Ontology annotation, molecular function: zinc ion binding. The transcript has 2 exons. The record is from RefSeq and is a predicted model, not a curated record. NCBI's taxonomy places the organism in Eukaryota, Fungi, Ascomycota, Leotiomycetes, Helotiales, Mollisiaceae.